Molecule: messenger RNA, 4777 nt
Organism: Myripristis murdjan (pinecone soldierfish)
Lineage: Eukaryota; Metazoa; Chordata; Actinopteri; Holocentriformes; Holocentridae
Product: kelch-like protein 12
Exons: 5
Coding region: 618-2570 (650 amino acids)
Molecular function (GO): protein binding
Source: RefSeq, a predicted model, not a curated record
AGGGAGACUUUUCCCUGGAAAAAAAAUGCGUGAGGGAGGUCAAUACAAAACGUCACGAGCCAAAGGUCAGCCAAUCAGACGGGCGGAAGCUUUACGCUGCGCUAAUGCGGUCCCGAAACAAUAUGGUGCAACUGCGGCCGACUGAGGCGAUAAUAUAACACUUUGGCCAGACUCCAGUCGGUCAUACCUGCUCUGCCCCGCGGGCUCUGGAGCCACAGGGUCUCUAUUCUGUCCCAGCCGCGCUCGGUGUGUGUGUGUGUGUGAUGCCAUGGUGGACUAAUAUGCUUCACAAGCAGGAGACAGUUUGGCAGAUGCACUUGCACAGGGGGAGAGUUUCUCUGCAAGCUAGGUUAGCCCGUUACUGUCCGGUGUUUUUAUUCCGCACGGGGCUGGAUGAGGAUCCGGUAGCCUAGCGCGUCUCUCCGCAGGCCGGACGAGGCUUUCGGGUGAGCCCAGAAGAGGAGACGCACAGAUGGGAGCUCUGGAAAUCUCUGGAACCGUCUGGCGUGGACGUCGGUAAACUGAGUGCCGAGUUAAAGUGACUCUGAAUCGCCACACUAGUUCCUGUUGAAACGGACACCCAAACCUUCACGGUGGAAACGCGAAGAAGAGCGAAGAUGAAUGCGGUGCGGGGAGGCACGGUCACCUGGCGUCCCCAGCCGUGGCAGGACGGGGACGGGGGAGGAGGCGAGCCCCUGUCCGACAGCGACUCAGAGGAGGAGGACUUCCCUGAUGACAGCACCACUCCACUAGGGGACUACAUCACACACGGCCUGAAGCAGCUCCUGGAUGCUCAGCAGUUGUGCGAUGUCACUCUGUUGGUGGAGGGGAAGAAGUUCAUGUGUCACAGAGUCCUCCUCGCCGCAGUGAGCCCGUAUUUCAGGGCGAUGUUCACAAGCCCUCUGGUAGAGUCUCGCCUCACUGAGAUCCGACUGGAGGAGGUGACGCCGUCCGUCAUGGAGACUGUCAUCCAGUUUGUGUACACGGGUGAGGCGGGGCUUUCCCUCGACACGGCCGAGGAUCUGUUCGUGGCUGCCAAUCGGCUUCAAGUCAUGCCUCUGCAGGACCUGUGCUCCAGGUUUCUCUUUGAGCACCUCUCUGUGGAUAACUGUUUGGGCAUGUACUCUCUUGCUCGCUCUCACCACGACCAGCUGCUGCUGCGUGCCUCUCUGAGGCUGGUGGCCCAGCACUUUCCCCGGGUGGCCCGGCAGAAAGACUUCCUCCUGCUGGACCAUGGCACAUUAGGCAGCCUCCUUGGCUCUGACCGCCUCGGCGUGGACUCUGAGGCGGAGGUGUACGAUGCAGCACGGCGCUGGGCUGAGCAUCAACCCUUGGAUCGCUACAUCCACAUGCCGGCGCUGCUUCAGCACCUGCGCCCAGGGCUGCUGUCACAGGAGGAGAGCCGAAGACUGAGCCAGGAGCUGGGGCCCGCCGCGGCUGGCGAGGGCCUCGGAGGGCCUUUAAGACCACGUGAGGGCAUGUUUGAGAAAAAGAUUGUCUGCGUGGACCUGACACCCCGAGAGGAUGAGAAUUUAACAAAGAGCGACUACACAGUGGACUGCUUUGACCCCCGGACAGGGAAGUGGGAGAAGUUAGCAGCGCUGGGUUCCCUGGUGUGUCCUGGUUGCACAGCUCUAGGUGACAGGUUGUUUGUGGCUGGUGGAAUCCUUCGGACAGGUUCUGUGUCUCCGGCCGUCCAUGAAUACGAUGCUGUGUUGGACCGCUGGAUAGAGCGGCCUUCCAUGGUCCAGCCUCGAGCAAUGCUAGGCUUACUGGGCUGUGGAGACUCUCUCUAUGCCUUGGGUGGCAGUAACCGCUCUGCCCUGCUGGACACCUGUGAGAUCCUGGAGCUGGCUUCACUCCAGUGGACCCCCGGGCCCCGGCUGCCACUCCCCCUGCGCGCCUUCGCCUGCGCUGCUCUGCGCGGACGGCUCUACCUGCUUGGUGGAACCACACUGGAACAGAACCGGGCCGUGGUCCACUCGGGGGUGCUGAUUUACCACACGCUGACAGACUGCUGGACGCGCGUAGCACUGGACUCCGGCGCCACCUGUCUUGCCGGAGGGGUAGCAGUGCGAGGGGGCGUCUGCGCCAUCGGUGGAUACAUGAGAGAUGCUACCAAGUUCCUUGACGGAAACUACACCAAUCUGGAGACGCUGGAUGCUACUGGCCGUGUGCUGUUUUUCAGAGAGGGGAGGGGGUCGGGGGUAGAGAGGGAGGUGACCGGGGGGGCAGGGGCAGUCACAGGCGAGCGAGGGGGCGCAGGCGGUGGGAGCGACCGUGCCCCAAGCCCUGUGGUUUUCCCUGGCCUGCCUCGGCGGAUUGCAGCCGGGGGUGUGGCCAGGUGGAAACGGAGGAUUUACGUGCUGGGUGGGGAAAACGGUGCGCGGUACUAUGAUAGCGUGUACUGCUGGAAGCCCGGCUGGCGCAGCUGGGUCCAGAGACGUGAGAAGCUCCCCGGAGAUACCGGCGGGGUGAGCCAGUUCGGGUGUACCACUUUAAAGUUCCCCAAGAAACACAUUCUGUCCAGACUAAGGCUAGCCAAAGAAGACUGCAAGAAGGUAGCCUGACGGGAGGCUGUAUGACCGGAGUGAAAGCAGCUAUUCAUGUGAUGCAGACAGGAUAGUCGAGGCUGCGCCUGAAUUAGCUUCUUUUCCUUGUAACUCCUCCUUGACACUCAUUAUUAAGAUGAAGUCACAAGGAAAAAACAUUUUUAUACAAUCUGAGUGCAGCCAUAGAGUUUGCUUAUGAUGGACUCAAUGCAGACAGACCCAGUGACAUUAAUUACACACAGUCAGACAGUCAGACAUACAGACAGUGAUAGGGGCCAGAAACUAAGUAAAGGGCCGCUUGAACCUGAAUGUAAUCUAAUCUACCUUUUGCCAGAAUGGGGAACACUCAAGUCCUGUAGUAAGUUUGAGAAAGAAAGAACUUGUAUGGCCUUGAAUGUAUUCAUACCAUAUAUUGCCCCAUUUUAAUUCCUUUUUUAAAAUGUAAUUUUAAUUUCAGCUUUUUUCCUGGCUGAGAAUUUUUCAAGACUCUUUGCAAAUUAUUUUAAUGUUGAAUUUAUCAGCGGCAUUGUCAAAGCUGUUUGUUUUACAAGCCCUCAGCCACAGGAAAUUCAAAUGGAUGUGGUGUGGAGGUUUUAAAUGUCUUUAAAUGUCUUAUUACAUUGGCAUUGUGCCCUAUUUAUUGAAAUGUAUUUUAAAUAUUUUUGUCGUUAUUUUGGAGUGAUUGUUUUUGCCUUGAUUUUUAGUGCUGAGGCUUCCUCUAAGAUGGUGCUCUGAUCUUUGACGGUCCUGUCAAUGAGGCAGAUAGAUGCAGAUCUGAAAAUGAUUCAGCAUAUACAAAGUAGUGAUUUCUGACUGAUUUCUGACCUGAUGAAAGGCCAGAAACUUUGAGUCCAAAUAUGCAAGUACAUUGUUCCACUGUAUGCUACGAUGUCUUUGAGGGUGUUCUCUCCUGUCUCCUUUGUCUUCUGUUCUCAACUAGUUUUUCACCCACCGGUCAAAUACAAGUAUUUCUGAUUUAAUGUCACCCUGACCCCUUAGUAGACAUGAAUAGCACUGCUGCUCACUGUGCGUGAAAACACUGGGGUUGCAUUGUUUCCUUCAUAUUCAUUUCAACAGUUGUGCACCAUCACCACAAGGAAGUUACCACUGCUAGACAAAAGGUCAUUUAGUCUUGCUGUCCUUUAAAAUGAAACUAAGUGUAGUGCAAAUUUUAUACAAAUGACUUUAUUACAAUGAGUUAAAAACAUUUUUAUCACCAUAGACUCAAUCUGACACACAUUUGGAAUUAGAAAGCACUUAAUAGCACGCACAUCUCCACCAACACUAUGCAACGUCAAGAUACGGCAGUUCCACAUGUUGGAUAUUCACCAAAAGUUAAUCACACCAGUUACCACAUUUCUAAUCAGUGGUAACACUGAAUCUUCCUUACUACAUGACCAACAUUUCCACAAAGUGUCAUGCACAUCGAUUCAUAACAUUUAUAGUUAUCCUACUAACAAACAGACAGACAAACAGAAUGGGAUGAAAACAUAACCCCUGUCCAUUAGCAGAGGGAACAGAACUACAAUUACCACCCCCUGAAAACCCGCUGAGAUACAUAUGGUUUGCCUGUGAGCCUAAGAAUGGCUCAGACAUACAGCAAAACCUCAGCAAUCCACUGGUAUGGAGUGUGGAGAUCAAAGUGAAACAAAUGCAUUUAAAUACAGUUAGACAUAGACAACACAGAGCAGACACAACCUAAAACGCUUUAAAGUUUUCCUUUGCAGCAGACAUUAUUUCAGUCGCAUGAUGAGUAGCCAUUGUGCACAGAGAGAGCACUUCACAUUGCCACUUCAAUUCAUGUAGUGUGUCUGGGUGGCUUUAGAAAACUGAGAUCCUGUUGAUUGUGUUCCUAAAAUCUACAUGUCACAACGUCUUUUUUUUUUUUUUUUUUUUAAUAUCCAAUCUAAUGCUAUGAAUUUUCACCUUGAUGUUGCAAAGGAACUGCUGACUGAUUUUUCCCAUCACCUGCAUAGAGCGGUGUGCUUUUAGGUUGUAUGCGAUGUGAAAAGUGUAAGUGUGCACGUGUGUAUGUUCUAUGCCGGGGAACAAAUCAAUUCAUCACAAGCUCUGUGUACACACACACACACACACACACACACAUAUUAAACCUGAAAAAGUUGGCCUCAUUUGUGCAAUCUGAUGUUCUUGAACUGAAAGUCAAAUGGAUGUUUAAAUGACAGCAGUGCUCUCAAGUGAUUAAAGGACUAUUUGCUUAAAUAUUU